Molecule: messenger RNA, 2696 nt
Organism: Branchiostoma floridae (Florida lancelet)
Lineage: Eukaryota; Metazoa; Chordata; Leptocardii; Amphioxiformes; Branchiostomatidae
Product: amino acid transporter AVT1J-like
Exons: 9
Coding region: 186-1520 (444 amino acids)
Source: RefSeq, a predicted model, not a curated record
GUCAUGUGACAGCGACUGAAAGGGGGCAUGGUCCAAAGCAAGGAGUCUUCUACACUCCUUUAAGAAUCCAGCUACUUCUCGCCUGCUUUAAUUUCAUCAUUCUUGAAGGGACAGUGUUGUUACAGAACGGAACAUUCCGUUCAUUUUUUUAGGAACUUGGGUUUCAGUUCUGUCGCCAACGUGAUAUGUCACAAGUUGAAAUGAAUGCAGAACCUAUGCCGUUUGGGUCCGUCCAACACAAGGGGACUGGGCAUGCGCAGAAGAAGGGUCUGACGGUGAUCACGGCUGCCCUGUUCCUGGUGGGAGAAAUGGCAGGAAGUGGAGUGCUGGCCCUGCCGAGAGCUGUCGUGGAUACAGGCUGGAACGGUGUGGUAAUGCUGAUACUGUGCUGCGCGGUGGCGGGACAUAACGGCAUCAUGCUGGGCAGGUGUUGGAACAUCCUACAGCUCCGCUGGCCGGAGUACAGGGACCACGUCAGGGACCCCUACCCGGCCAUCGGCGAGAGGGCUUUCGGGAAGGUUGGAAAGGUUGCAGUGAGCGUUUGUGUGAACAUAACGUUGUUUGGCGUGGCAACAGUGUUCCUGUUGUUGGCAGCGGAGAACCUACAGACCCUGGUGCAGGACCUGUCUCCUCACAAUAGCACAUUCUCCUUCUGUUUCUGGCUUAUCAUCCUCGCGGGGGCGCUCACACCAUUCACUUGGCUCGGGUCACCCAAAGAUUUCUGGCCAGCGGCUGUUGCUGCCACUGUUGCCACGGUCUUGGCCUGUGUCCUGAUGUUUAUUGGGGUUCUUGUGGACAUACCAAACUUCAAACAUGCAAAGGACCAACAAGAGGACAUUAAGGCGGUAUUCCUAACGUUCGGAACUAUUCUGUUCGCGUUCGGCGGAGCGUCCACAUUUCCCACAAUUCAACACGACAUGAAAGAGCCAGAGAAAUUCUACAGAUCAGUCGUCUUGGCGUUUGCAGCUUUGCUGCUGAUGUACCUCCCAGUGUCCAUUGCGGGUUUCCUGGUCUACAAGUCGGAGUGUGACAACAACAUCCUGUCUACCCUGACGGCGGGGGGUCUGAAGUACGCUUCUCUCAUCCUCAUCACGUUACACCUCAUCUUCGCCUUCAUCAUCGUCAUCAACCCGGUCUGUCAGGAGCUGGAGGAACGACUCAGGAUAGCCAACAAGUUCGGUAUUUUCCGGAUCUUACUCCGGACGUGCCUGGUGGGACUGGUGCUGUUUACCGGAGAGAGUCUGCCUCAUUUCGGCGCCAUCUUGUCUUUGGUUGGAGGAUCGACCAUCACCUGCCUCACUUUCGUCUUCCCCUCCAUGUUCUACCUGAAGCUCUCCAGACAGACGAGCCCUGAUUGGCCAGAAAUAGAAGUGCAGCCGUACGAGUGGGCGUGGCACAUAGAGUUCAUCCUGAUUGGUGUAGUGGGCGGCAUAGCCUCCACCUACUCCGCUAUUGACGGGAUCGCCGGCGGCUUCCAAGUGGUCCCCUGUUACGUCAACAUGACUGCUGCUGACAUGUAGAUCUGAUAAUUAUUGCGUAGAUUAUACAUUAAGAGCCGCACACAUAUUGGCUACUUUCCCUGAUAAUUGUAAGAAACUAAGAAAUGCAAUAUUGUUUAUAUAGCCAUAAACUUGGCCAAAAAGGCUUCCUUUCAGGCCUUAAGCACUAAAGGAAUAUAUUGGUUUAUCCAAAUACCAUCCGUUGAAGGGACGCCGAUAAUCUGAUCCCCUAUGGGGGAUAUUGGCGUAUACGUGAUUCCUGUGCAAUACAGAAAGGGCGCGCCUCUGAGGUGUCGCCAAAAAUAUUGUCCAAAAUGUAUAGAAGGUUUGCGUAAAAUCUGAUUUAUCAUGGCUUGCCAGCUUCUUUCUUUGUAAACUCUCAUGCCUCUUGCCUUAUACAGUACCUAUAUAACGAUAAUAGAUGUAGGCUAUUGUAUAGCGCAUUAAUAAAACUGGGCUAUUUUCCAUCAAAAACUCUGACUAGUAGUUAACUAAAAGGUUUUACAGAAAAUGUAGCCAACAUAAGCAAGAAUGCGGAUAUCAAGAACACGUAUAGUGACUGCGAGAGAAGGUUUUAAGCUGCGAAUGUAAAAAAAAAAACAUUGUGCAAUUUCUAGAACUCUAUUCUUGUUGGUAGAAAUGUGCGAAAAAGAUUCUUUUAACUGCUACGGCCAAAGGUGCAUCAUAUCAAUAUGCACCAAAAUGCAAAGGUGAUAUGUGAUGUUCUUGAUAUAGAAUAUUCGUAAAAAUUAUCCUUUUCCUUAUGUUUCACCGGAUCGUUCUCUUUUAAAAAGCUGCUUUAAUAUAUUUUUGUUAUUUUGAUAUUUUUUGUCUAAUCAUUGUCUUGUAAUGUACUUUUAGUAAUUGUUGUUGCAAACUGUUUCAAUAAACGUGUUUGCGAGACAGAAUAUCUAUUUUACAUUUCAGCUCGUCUUAUGCAACUGUAUACAGGGCCUUAAGUUGCAGUCACAAUGUUUAAAAAGUCCGUACGGGGUCCGUAUUGACAUUUUUUUUUUCAAAUGCAGAAGUUCGCAGAAAUAGUCAAUACGCACCUCAUGCGUUUUGUGCCAGUUCCAGUUACGUGUACCGGGCCGUACUGUCCGUAUGCCUGCAUACCCCAAACUGACACACAACGAUUGAGAUGCGAACGUGGUUCGCUUUUAAUUCAUGCGUACGAAUACGGCUGCAUAUGGAAAA